Trichoderma breve is the source of this 1701-nucleotide messenger RNA. Its product is annotated as phosphorylase superfamily domain-containing protein. The record is from RefSeq and is a predicted model, not a curated record. The transcript has 2 exons. NCBI's taxonomy places the organism in Eukaryota, Fungi, Ascomycota, Sordariomycetes, Hypocreales, Hypocreaceae. Bases 1 to 1701 code for a protein of 566 amino acids. Gene Ontology annotation, molecular function: catalytic activity. Gene Ontology annotation, biological process: nucleoside metabolic process.
AUGUCAGCCAAUCCACCCCCCAACAGAUCCUACAGCCGCGAUUCAUACACGAUUGCAUGGAUCAGCGCGCUGCCCCAUGAACAAACGGCAGCAAUUGGCAUGCUUGAUAAUCAGCAUGCGCGGCCUCAUGAUUUCAUUCAGCCUCCAAAUGACAGCAAUUCCUAUUCCUGGGGCGACAUUAACUCCUUUAACAUAGUUAUUGCUUCGCUUCCUGCUGGGGAAUAUGGAACUGCUUCCGCUGCUGGUACCGCCGUCACUACCUUAUUGUCCUUCCCUCAAGUUCGAUUUGGGCUCAUGGUUGGUAUCGGAGCCGGCGUCCCUAGACCAGGCAGAGACGUUCGUCUUGGUGAUAUUGUUGUGAGCCGUCCAGAGGGAACCAGCGGCGGCGUGGUUCAAUAUGACUUUGGCAAGGCCCUUCAGGGAGGAGAAUUCCGACGUACCGGAUUUCUAAAUAGUCCUCCUAGGGUUCUUCGCAGUGCGGUCACUAACUUGCAAGCACGCCAUGGUCUCCAAGAACCCCAAGUCCCCCAAUACCUUGAACAAAUGGUCAACAGGUUUCCCCGUCUUGGUCAACCAAACAAUGGUGGUCCGAGUUAUACCUUCCAGGGACUUAUGAAUGACAGACUCUUCAACGCUACAUACCCCCACGAGGGGGGCGACGAUUGUUCAAAUUGUGAUCCAACACAACUGCAAAGACGUGUCAAGAGGGACUCAACUAACCCUGUGAUUCAUUAUGGAGUUAUUGCAUCGGGAAAUAUGCUCAUCAGAGAUCCAAAAGUACGCGCGGAAAUGGUCCAACGGACAGGGGAAGACUGCAUCUGUUUUGAGAUGGAAGCAGCUGGAUUAAUGAACCAGUUCCCUUGCCUGGUUAUCCGUGGCAUAUGCGAUUAUGCAGACUCGCAUAAAAACGAUCAAUGGCAGCGGUAUGCGGCAGCAACAGCGGCAGCCUAUACCAAAGAACUCAUUGGGCUUCUUCCGGCCCAAGCUGUUGCGGAGACGGAUACGGCCGCUGGUGUUGUGAACCCCGGACAAAAUCCCACUCCCACUCCCACUCCCGUCCCAACUAUCAACCCCAGUCCUGGACAGACCACUCCUGCACAGACCCCUAAUCCCGGUCAGACACCAAGCAACGGCGAUAUUCGGCAAUUGCGUGAUGAUGUUGCAGGGUUGUCUAGGCAAAUGAAUACCGUCAUCCAGAUGCUCCAGUCCUCCCCGCCUGGUAAUUCAGGUAGUGGAUCCGGUGGUGCAGGCUCUUCUGGAGGAGCCUCUGGGGGAGCUUCUGGAGGAAAUGCUCCUGGAGAAGUUACUUCUGGAGGACCGGGGGGCACGCAUAUUUCCGGAAAUAGAUGGUACGGUUUUGCUUUGGCAGAACAAGUGGAAGCGGCUCAAAGAAGAAAUCCUGACAGGUUUAGAGACGACCUCGUCAAGGCCAUUACGUUUAUUGGCGAUACCGUUUUUAACUGGAGAGCGGAUCAGAACAGUCAGGUGGCUCAGUUUUUCUCGACUCAUAGUAUCCGGCUGCGUUUUUCUGCGGAUGAGCCGGGGACUACGGAUGAUCCUCUUAAGGGGCUUCCAAUAAGCUCUCCGAGGCGGCUUGAGUUUGUUUGUCGGAGCUACAGGUUUUUCGGUGGUAUGAAUGAGCAUUUUUGCAGGGUGUUUACCCUUUGGCGUAUUGCUGUUGAGUUUAUGGGGAUGGAGUAG